Molecule: messenger RNA, 872 nt
Organism: Chelonoidis abingdonii (Abingdon island giant tortoise)
Lineage: Eukaryota; Metazoa; Chordata; Testudines; Testudinidae
Gene: RNASEK
Product: ribonuclease K
Biological process (GO): nucleic acid metabolic process
Molecular function (GO): RNA endonuclease activity
Source: RefSeq, a predicted model, not a curated record
UCCAGCGGCCGCCUUCAGUCUGCUGCGUCGGCCCGGCCAGCAGCAGCUCGAGGGGGUGGUUGCUCGCCGCCCGCCUCCCGCCCGCUCGCCCGCCAGCCUCCCCCCGCCAUGUCUUCCCUGCUUUGCUGCGGGCCCAAGCUGGCCGCCUGCGGCAUCGUGCUCAGCGCCUGGGGCGUCAUCAUGCUGGUGAGGGGUGCCACCUCCAGGACUGACCCCCCACUCUCUCUGACCCACAGCGGCCCGGAGAGGAUCUACCGUCUCUACGAGCAAGUCAGCUACAACUGCUUCAUUGCAGCCGGGCUGUACCUGCUGCUCGGGGGCUUCUCCUUCUGCCAGGUCCGGCUGAACAAGCGCAAGGAGUACAUGGUGCGCUAGGACCCCGCUGGGGACAGCCGCCCCCUCCCCGGACCCGCCGGGCCCCUCGGCUCAUUCCAGCUCCUCCCUGGCGCCCCCUUUGCUUGGGACUCACCCUGGUGGUGGGGGCACCCCCUGGGAUGCUGCUGACCCCCGGUCUUAAGGGAUUGUAAAGGUGUGGGGGGUUCUCCAGUUGUGGGGAGAGGGGGUUGUCAGUCUCCCUAUGGUACUGUUGGGGCACAAGUGGGUGGUUGCCUGUGGGGCUGGCUCCCCCCCUCCUUGCGUGUGGCAGGCUCUGGGCUGGGGGAUGUCAUGUUCUGUGCUCCCCAGCUUUGUCGUCUCACUUUCCAAAUGCACCCCGUGGUGUUGUCUGUCCCUCCCAUCCCUCCCCAGCCAUGAGGGAUUGGGGGUGGGGGGCUUGCCCUGCCCUGCUGAGACCCCCACCCCGGGUCUUGAUCUGUGUCUGUUUGUGUCGACUCUGGAAUUGGUUCCUGUGAAAUAAAACACGUUGGAUCCCC